Messenger RNA from Colletotrichum higginsianum IMI 349063, 768 nucleotides. RefSeq names its product Malate dehydrogenase. The transcript is spliced from 2 exons. The record is from RefSeq and is a predicted model, not a curated record. The coding region runs from base 1 to 768 and encodes 255 amino acids. Lineage: Eukaryota; Fungi; Ascomycota; Sordariomycetes; Glomerellales; Glomerellaceae.
AUGCUCGCCAAGACCUUCCUCUUACUGGCCUCCCUGGCUCUCGUCUCGGCCGCCCCCGCAAGGAGACAGGCCGGCUCCGGCUGCGGCUCCAAGCCUCCCCCGAUCCUCCCCGUCAACGGCAAUGGCGUCGAGCUUCCCCCAGUCGCGGCGGGCCUCGUCCUAAAGCACCUCGCCCUCGGCCACGGCAUUCAAAACUACACCUGCGCCACGACGAACGCUACCGGCGCGACGACCCUUGCCGCCACCGCCACCGGUGCCCUCGCCGCCCUCUACGACGCCGCGCCCCUCUACCCGAACGCCGGCGCCGGAGCCCUCCCCUCCGUCGAGCUCUUCAACGGCCUCACCACCAACGCCCUCUGGGGUUCCCCGCUGCCCCUCGUCUCUGACGGCACUACCCGCUUCGGCGCCUCCGCCUCCUGCCCCUUCCCCGCCCCAGCAGACCUCGCCCUCCCGAGCAUCGCGCCCCUCAAGCAGAUCGGCGUCCACUUCUUCGACGCCGCCAGCGUGCCCACCUUCGAGGUCGGCGCGGACCUCUUCAAGGGCGGCAAGCUCAACGGCACAAAGGCCCCCUCGGCCGCCGACGUCGGGCCUGAGAAGACGGGCGCCGUCGACUGGCUUCUGCUGGGCGACAAGGGCGCCAGCAGAGGCGUCACCGCCGUCUACCGCGUCGUCACUGCCGGCGGCGUCGCUCACCAGUGCACCACCGUCGGCGCCACCGACAGCGUGCCCUACGCGGCCUACUACUGGUUCUUCGGCCCCAGCGCUUGA